UGCGUUUGUAUCUCGUCAUUCAUAUAUUGAUACUGGGACGAACAACACCUAAGCGUUUGAUAACAAAAAACAUGUUUAAAUUUAUUAGAGAUGGCGGUGUCCGAUGUAAAACAUCCAAGUAUUGGAAAAAUAUAAAAUGCAACAGGUCGGUGACUACAAAAUCAGAAGUCGUGGCGUCAGCUGAUGUUGUUGUUAUUGGUGGUGGUAUAGCAGGGUGCAAUACAUUAUACCAGCUUACGAAGAGAGGUGUGAAUGCAGUGUUACUGGAGAGAUCGAAACUCACUAGUGGCACUACGUGGCAUACUGCCGGUCUGGUAUGGUCGUUAAGGCCUUGCGACUUGGAGGUUCGUCUAUUACGCGACUCAAGGAACGUUUACAACAAUUUAGCGAAUGAGGUUGAGGACUACGCCGGGUGGAUCAACAAUGGCGGAAUGUUCAUUUCGCGAAGUAAGGUUCGCACUCAAGAAUAUAUGAGACUACACACUCUAGGAAAUGCUAUGGGUAUAUCUAGUCAAAUUUUAGACCCCAAUGAUGCUCAGAAAAUAGUUCCUAUUUUAGACCCUUCCGUAUUUCAAAUGGCUUUGUACGUCUCCGAAGAUGGAACUAUAGACCCAGCAAUGGCAUGCAGUGCACUCAUCAAAGUUGCAACGCAAAAUGGCGCCAAGGUAUAUGAGGACUGUCCUGUCAUAGAUAUUCAUUACACUCACAACUUGCUUGGAAACAAAGAAGUGACUGGAGUUCACACCGACAAAGGAUUUAUCAAAACCAAAUGUGUUGUUAAUUGUGGAGGUGCGUGGGGCCCCAGAGUGGCCAGGUUCGCUGGGAUACCAUCGCUGCCUCUCGUGCCAUUCAAGCAUUCAUAUGUAGUCUGUGACGCGAUCCCAGAGAUACGCGGUUGUCCCAACAUCAGAGAUCAUGACGUUAAUUUAUACUUGAAAAUGCAAGGCGAAACUGUCAGUAUUGGAGGAUACGAAGGCAACCCGCAUAUGUUGGACCAGGUUCCCAAUAAUUUGCAAUUUCACCUAUACGAAUUAGAUUGGGAUGUAUUCGGGGUGCACAUGACUAGCGCUACCACCCUGUGCCCUAAGCUGGGUAAGAUUGGUAUAAAGAGUACGGUAUGCGGACCGGAAUCCUUCACGCCUGAUCACAAACCGCUUUUGGGAGAGGACCCUAAUGUAUUUGGUCUAUAUCAUAACUGCGGUUAUAACUCGGCUGGUAUGAUGUUCUCUGCUGGCUGCGGAAUUCAAAUGGCUGAAUGGGUCAUCUCCGGAAGACCACAAUACAACAUGUUCACAUUUGACAUCCGACGAUUCACCCCCGGCCAGAUUUCGCGCGCCCAUUGGUGCCGUGAGAGUAGCCAUGAGGCUUAUGUGCGGAAUUAUAGUAUUGUGUUCCCACACGACGAGCGUUUAGCCGGCAGGGACUCUAGCCAUGACGCCCUACAUCAGGAAUUGGUCGAUGAUGGCGCGGUCAUGCAGACAAGGGCCGGGUGGGAGAGACCAGGGUUCUUCAUGCCGGGAGAGAAGAUAAGAGUUCAGCAGUACGACUGGGGCGGCACCCAUGACUAUCCCAGGAAUGUAGAUCAGCGUUACGAAGAAGUUCUCAAAGGAGAUUACUCUUUUGGUUUUUCAGAACACCACAACCUUAUAGGAAAAGAAGCCUUAAGCUGCAGGAACGCGGCUGCUCUCUUCAAUAUGUCGUACUAUGGCAAGUUUUAUUUGACCGGUCCUGAUGCAGAGCGCACCGCUAAUUUGGCUUUUACUGCUGACCUUUCUAAAGAUUAUGAAAGAGUGGUGUAUUCUUUGUUGUUGAAUGAGAAGGGAGGCGUUGAAGCGGAUGUAACUGUUAGUAUUUUGGAUGGAGGAAGCGGACAGUUACAUGAACCGAUUUUUAAGGGUCGCGGUUACUAUGUUGUCACGAGUGGUUUCAACGCCAACCACACGCUGGCACAUUUGCGACGCAUCAUACAGAUCCACAAGCUGCGGGCGACCAUCACUGACGUUUCCAAACAACUCUGUAUAUUGAGUCUACAAGGACCUGACAGUCAACGCAUUCUGCAACGAUACACCGAUUCGGGCCUUUCAAACGACGCUUUCCCCGUACAUACGCACCGCAGCAUCCAGUUCUCUAAAUCACCAUGCAGCGCAGAGUAUAAAGCCUACACAUGCAGAGCGCUGCGCGUGGGCUGGUCAGGCGAGUUGGGCUGGGAGCUACAUAUACCGUCAUCACAUGCAAUACAAAUUUACAAAGCCCUCAGAAAUGUUAAAGGUUUACAGAAUGCUGGUUGGAGGGCGUUGACUUCACUUAGUGCUGAGAAAGGGUAUCAUUUAUGGAAUGCUGAUCUGAGGACAGAUGAUAACCCUAUAGAAGCCAACUUAGGUUUUACGUGUCGUAAAGAUGGCGAAUACAUCGGUAAUGAACAAGUUACUAAAGCGAAGAAUAAUGGAGUUACCAAGAAAUAUACAUAUUUUACACUUGAUGACAAGGUUGCUCUAUUUGGUCAAGAAGCUGUAUUUAGAAAUGGCGUGCCAGUUGGUUACCUAAGAAGAGGAGAAUAUGCGUAUUACCUUGACAAAUCUAUUGGUAUCGCAUAUGUAACCAAUAAAGGAUCAGAGGUUACAGAAAACUACUUAACGGACGGAAACUACGAAAUAGAAGUCUUGGGAAAGAGAUAUAAGGCUAAGCUUCAUCUGAGGUCACCAUUUGAUCCUACAGGCCAGAGGAUACUUGGAAAAUAUGGGGAGCAAGGAAUGGAUGAGAAUAUAUACGAACCACACGCCGGACAAAAUGAAAGAGCCGGUGGUAGUGAAUAAUUAGCAGUUGUUAUCUCAUUAAAUACGUAAUUUAUAAUAA
Molecule: messenger RNA, 2853 nt
Organism: Achroia grisella
Lineage: Eukaryota; Metazoa; Arthropoda; Insecta; Lepidoptera; Pyralidae
Gene: Sardh
Product: sarcosine dehydrogenase, mitochondrial
Exons: 16
Coding region: 72-2813 (913 amino acids)
Cellular component (GO): mitochondrion
Molecular function (GO): oxidoreductase activity; protein binding
Source: RefSeq, a predicted model, not a curated record